AUGGUAUCAAACGACGCGUUCGAUCCGCGCCGUGCUUCCGCCUCUUCUGCCGCCGCCGUGCCGCCUCCAUCAACCCUGGCGACGGAAUCACCUUUCAUGGCCUCCACGCCGCUCGCCUGGGCCCAUCCGGCUGCAUCGGGCUCGCGUCCACCAGCGCCCCGAUCGCCCGCGAUGCAUCCAUCGCUCGCCCAUGAUGCAUCUCUGGUGCCGAACUCCUACGGCGCCUCUGCACAGCUGCCCCGUGAUGGAUUGAUCUCCUGUGUGCAGCCCCGUGAUGGAUUGAUCUCCUGUGUGCAGCCCCGUGAUGGAUUGAUCUCCCGUGAUGUGUCUCUGCCGCAGCACUUCUACAACACCUCUGCGUCGCUGCCCUACGGCGGGACUCCGUCUCGUGAUAUGCCGCCGGCUUCAGGCUCCCAUGGUGCCCCCAUCCAGGUGCCCUACGGGGGGCCGUAUCCCGCGCCAUACGUCGCGCCGUCGCCGGUGCAGUAUGCUCCGUCCUCCGCGGUGCCCUACGAGGCGUCGUAUGGUGCGCCCUACGCCGCUCCUGCGCCGUACGUCGCGCCGCCCCUGCAGCCCUACGUGCCACACGUCGCAUCGCUGCAGCCCUACGACGUACCUCCUACGGCGCCCUACGGUCAUCACCAACACUACGGUCCGUCUCCGUCGGCCAAUGCGCUGAUUCCGUACAGUGCUCCUCCGACGUACGACCCGCAGCUCUCCGCAUCGGCGGCUGAACCAGGACCUUUCCACUUCGCUCACCUGGUGAUGGUGAAGCUCUCUGCUGACAACUACCUCCUGUGGCGCGCUCAGGUGUUGCCGCUGAUGCGUAGUCACUACCUUGAGGGGUAUGUCGAUGGUACGUUGCCGUGUCCCCCGGCCAUGGUUCCGGUGCCCUCGGCCGCUAGUGGCUCCGUCAUGGUGUCCAACCCUGCUCAUCGUCGGUGGAUCGCUCAGGAUCAAGCUAUUCUGGGUGCCAUUCAGUCCUCGCUCACACCCUCCGUGGCCGGCAUGGUGGUCUUUGCCGCGACGUCGAGGGAUGCAUGGGCCACGCUCGACUCCAGCUUUUCCUCGCAGUCGCUGGCCCGUUCCUCUGCCAUUCGUAACCAGCUGGGUGAGGUCAAGAAAAAUGACCUCUCCGUCACAGCCUUCUUCAACAAGGUCAAAAGUUUGGCUGAUACACUGUCGUCUAUUGGGAAGCCUCUUCGUGAUGAGGAGUUUACUUCGUUCAUUCUCAAUGGGCUUGAUGAGGACUAUGAUUCUCUCGUUGAAAACAUUAAUGGACGUGACACACCGAUGCCGCCUCGCGAUCUAUAUGCACGCCUUCUCAACACCGAACAGAGGCUCGCUGCUCGCCGCUCCGUUGGCGUCUACACGGAGGGCCCUUCUGCGAACGCUGCUCUCCGCGGGGGUGCCCGCGGUGCCAAGCAGAAGGCGCCGCCGACCUCAGGCAACCAGCCCCGUCCACCCGCUCCACCUCCGACGGCUGGCCGCAAGCAGCUCCACUGCGAGGCAUGUGGUGGUGGGGUUGAGUGUCAACUCUGCGGCAUCGAGGGGCACUUGGCGUCUCGCUGCCAUCGUCGCUUUAAACGAGAUUUUCUUGGCAUUGGGAACAAUGGGAAGGGCAAUGAGAAGCAAGCUGCUCUCGCUACACCGGGGAUCCCGGGUUCACUCCUUCAUACUCGGUGGAUCCUGCCUGGGACUGGACGAGGCACUCGACUUGAGCUUCUGGAUGAUGAUAUGGCCACAACUGCGCCAGUUGCUGCUACGCCGGAUGAGGCGGUCGACGAGGCUGCCCCCGCCACUACCCCGCUUGACCCCGACGUCGAUCACGCGUGCAUGCCCCAUGCACGAGGAUCCGACGGGGUGACCAAGUCGCCGGGGCCAGCGGCCUCGCUGUCGCCUAGGCCGGCCAAACCUGUGGAGCUGUCGGCCGGGCCGGCUGGACCCGCGGCGCUCUCCCCUGAGCCAGAGGCCUCGCAGGUCACCGAGUCUUCGUCGCCUGGUCCGUCGACGCCGAUCACGCCCGGUCUGUCUUCGCCGACCCUGACCGUGCCACCGGAUGCGCUUGUUGACUCGCCCGCCGGUGCGUCCUCCUCGCCGCUGAUGGAUAGUGGCUCCUCUGGUAUGGCAGCUCCAGCGCCACCUCCGCCUGUCGUCCUGCGUCCCCAUACUCGCAGCAAAAGUGGCAUCUUCCAAUCGAAGAAGCGCACUGACGGCACUGUCGCGUGGCUUGCGGCCUGUGUGGCACAUGCUGAGGCUGACCCUACGACUGAACCACGACAAUUUUGA
Aegilops tauschii subsp. strangulata is the source of this 2289-nucleotide messenger RNA. The record is from RefSeq and is a predicted model, not a curated record. NCBI's taxonomy places the organism in Eukaryota, Viridiplantae, Streptophyta, Magnoliopsida, Poales, Poaceae.